Molecule: messenger RNA, 1711 nt
Organism: Drosophila busckii
Lineage: Eukaryota; Metazoa; Arthropoda; Insecta; Diptera; Drosophilidae
Gene: Jheh1
Product: Jheh2
Exons: 4
Coding region: 87-1511 (474 amino acids)
Biological process (GO): epoxide metabolic process
Molecular function (GO): epoxide hydrolase activity
Source: RefSeq, a predicted model, not a curated record
UGUAGGAGCAGCUGUUUGAACGCUUUUAAAUUAAAUCAGUACGCUUAGGGCUGUUUGAGUGUUACCUGUAAGCUGCUGGCGUAAAGAUGUCGCCCUUAACGCGUCUACUCGUGCUAGUGUUUGCUAUUGGCGCUGGUCUUGUAUAUAAGCAAUUGAAUCAUUUCUGGGGUGAUCUGCCGGUGCCAGUGCUGGACGAGCAGCAAUGGUGGGGCGAUGAGGCACAGCCCAAAGACUAUGCUGCUUACUUGGCCAAUAGCACGGAGAUUAUGGGCAAUCGUUUGGUCUAUCCAGAGGAACGCCUUGAGGAUCUGGCCAAGCUAUUGAAUCGCACGCUGCGUCUAACGCCGCCACUGGAGGGCGUUGCCUUUGAAUAUGGCUUCAAUAGCAACUAUCUUAAGGAACUGGUGGCUUAUUGGCGUGAUGAUUAUUUGCCGCGUUGGCGCUCGCGUGAAGUCUUCCUCUGGCAGUUCAAUCACUUCACAACCGAAAUUCAGGGUCUACGCAUGCAUUUUCUACACUUGAUGGCCUACGAUGAGAACAAGGUGGGCAAGCAGCACUAUCCGGUUUUGUUGUUGCACGGUUGGCCGGGAUCAGUACGUGAAUUCUAUGAUUUGAUACAUUUGCUUCAUCAGACCGAUCUAGAUGACAACAACAAAUAUAUAUUCAAUGUGAUUGUGCCCAGUUUGCCGGGCUAUGGCUGGUCUCAGGGCACUUCGCGCACUGGCAUGGGUCCUGCUCAGGUGGCCAUCAUGUUGCGUAAUCUUAUGCUGCGUCUGGGCUACAACAAGUUCUUUAUACAGGGUGGCGACUGGGGCUCCAUACUGGGCUCACACAUAGCCACGCUGUUUCCACAAAACGUGCUCGGCUAUCACUCCAACAUGUGCAAUAAUCUGAGUCCCAGAUCGAUGGUUAAGGGCAGCCUAGCUAGCCUCUGGCCCAGUUUAUUCGUGCCCAACGGCUUUGAAGACUUUUUCUUUCCCAAAUCGCGUGAGUUCAACUAUUUGAUGGAGGAAAGCGGCUACUUCCAUAUACAGGCAACCAAACCAGAUACCAUUGGCGCUGCCUUGACUGACAAUCCUGUGGGAUUGGCUGCCUACAUACUGGAGAAGUUCUCCACUUGGACGAAUGCCAGCUAUCGUGCUUUGCCCGAUGGUGGUCUGACGCGUCGCUACAAGCUGGACGCCUUGCUGGACAAUGUUAUGAUCUAUUAUCUCACCAAUUCUAUAACCACCUCACAACGUCUCUAUGCUGAGGCCUACACCAACGAGCAGCGGGCACUGCGGCUGGAGCGUGUGCCCACCAACGUGCCCACGGGUUGUGCCAGAUUUAAGGGUGACAUUAUGCAUUUCCUGGAUAUACAGCUGCAGGAUAAAUACAAGAAUCUUAUACACAGCACUUACUAUCCACGUGGUGGACAUUUUGCGGCACUGGAAGUGCCACAAGUACUUUAUAAGGAUUUCAUUGAAUUUGUGCAGAAAGUUGAGCGCAAAUUCAAAAUACCGACUUUAUAAGUGGAGUUGCAAAAUAAAUGCUAUCGAUAAAACCAAACGAUCGUCAUUUGAUCCUGCCAAAAAGCUUUGGCGCAGCGUUGCCAGCUGAGCAAAAGCUUUAAGAGCACAAGGAAGAUUAGACAAAAGAAUGUGCGAGUAGAAAGUAGAGCAGAAAAGAAUUUUCUAGCAAGGUUAUAAAUUAGCUUGCAAAAAAUAAAAAG